Messenger RNA from Aspergillus pseudonomiae, 1323 nucleotides. RefSeq lists its product as uncharacterized. The coding region runs from base 54 to 1163 and encodes 369 amino acids. Lineage: Eukaryota; Fungi; Ascomycota; Eurotiomycetes; Eurotiales; Aspergillaceae. The record is from RefSeq and is a predicted model, not a curated record. The transcript has 4 exons.
AUCCGGACGACGCGGAGAUUAUUGCCACCGACACCGUGGUCGCGGUGGAUUCGAUGGACACCGAGCCGGUUGGCCCGACCGUGUCGUAUGUCGCACAGGUGCCUGACCCGGCGAACGGCCUUUUCGUGCGGUAUGGCAUUCGUGAGGGGCCCCAGCGGGAGUGGUUGUUUCUGGCACCGCUGGCGUCUUCGCUCACGGGCCCGAGAGGCAGUGCCGCGUAUCCGCGAUUUACCCCGCUGCCCGUGGCCUCCGUCUUCGAUCUCUCCCCCGACGACCUGCGCCUGUCGGUUGGCUUCCAGAAGGCGGGAUAUUGCGUGCAGGCCGCAGUCGGCUUUGCCGAAGACCGCCACCAGGCAUGGAAGACGCAACAUCCCGAUGCCACCGUCUACCCGGGCUGUGUUGCAUCCGCCCUCGCGACGAUGGACGACGACCUGUCCACGCAACCGGAUGACAGAGGGCGCGAUGUACCCCGCAUUGUGACCAUUAGUGGCGAGGGGUCUUUCGCUAAAUCAGCCGCCGGGUGGCUCGACCCUAGCUCCUCGGGCUUUGAUGGCAUCAACAGUCUCUCCGGGGAGACACUGAGUCCGCUCCAACAGUGUGAGCUCGCGGCGCAGUCUCCAGGGCUGAGUCCGGACUUCAUCGUGCUGACGAUGUCCCGGUCGAUCUUGACAGACCAGUCGUGGGGCUCGCUGGCUCGCACCAUGGGUCUUCUCCUCAAGCAAGGGUAUGCGGUGGCGCUGCGGCCGGUCUCUCUGCCGGAUCCGGGGCAGCGUGGCGAGCGAUCGGUUCUCCUCCUCGCCGCCCCGGGCCGCACCGACCCACAGUGGAUCGAUGACACGCUUUCCGACCUGCGAAUGGUGUCGGCCUCGGACGAGCUGCUGGAAUGUGCGGAGAACGAAACCGGCGUCUCUGGUGUUCCAGCCGCGGAUGGCAUAGCGGCAGCCAGGUCGGCGGAUGUAGGCGAUGCUAGUCCUCCAGCGGAUUCUACUCCUCGGCAUGGUGACAGCGUUCUCGCGGAUGGCGCACAACAUAUUGCCGCCACGGUCUCCCGGAUUAUUGGAGAAUUUUCAACCAAGUGCGCGCUGACGACGAAUCUCCCCCAGUUGGUUGUGACCGACAAUUCGGAUGGCACGCAGGACAGAGCUAAGCGACAGAGGAUGUAGGCAGGAGCAGGUGAAAUCAAUUUAAAGAUGUGUUUGUAAAUUACAGCACCUUGCUCCUCGUUACUAUUCCAAUCUUUUUUUUUUCGCUUGUUCCCUUCUGUCUUGUCCUAUAAUCUCGGGCGUCACAGCAGUAUUAGUCGAAUGUGGUCGUUGCUCUCAG